Molecule: messenger RNA, 3012 nt
Organism: Melitaea cinxia (Glanville fritillary)
Lineage: Eukaryota; Metazoa; Arthropoda; Insecta; Lepidoptera; Nymphalidae
Product: lamin-C
Exons: 10
Coding region: 134-1981 (615 amino acids)
Source: RefSeq, a predicted model, not a curated record
UUAAGCUUGGGUUUACAGGUUGUAAAACUCGCAAAGAUACCUAUAAAGAGAUCUACGCUUGCCGCCCUUAGUUGGCUUAUACGAAGGAAAAUUUGUGUAUUUAUUUUUGUUGUGACUGAAAAAGCAUUACAAAAUGUCAUCUAAAUCAAAAAAGACUGUAACAUCUUCAACCAAUAUAAGUGUUGUGUCUUCAGUGCAAAGCCCUCCUCAGUCGAGCACUCCUGUUGGUAGCCGCCCUUCUAGUUCUGCCGGCCGGCCAAGCAGCCCUUUGAGUCCUACGAGACAUACGCGUCUACAGGAGAAAGAUGCUUUACAAAAUCUUAAUGACCGCCUCGCGGCUUAUAUUGAUAAAGUUCGUCAACUUGAAAGUGAAAACUCUGGCCUGCGUCGAGAGAUUCAAACUACACAGGAGGUGGUCACACGCGAGGUAUCCAAUAUAAAGGGAAUGUACGAGCAUGAGCUUCAAGACGCCAGAAAAUUAUUAGAUGAUACAUCUAGAGAGAAGGCUAAAUUGGAAAUCGAUUUGAAGAGGUUGUACGAGGAAAACGAUGACCUUAAGAAACGUUUGGACAAGAAGACCAAGGAUUGUCAGCAGGCAGAAAAUUUGGCGCGCCACUACGAGACGCGUUUCACGGAAGAAAGUAAUAAGUACAAUACUGCCCUUGCCGACAAGAAGAAGGCUCAAGAUGAGGCCAGGGAACUCGCUAAAGAGUUGGAGAAACUACGUAAAGUAUACGCGGAUACUCGCAAGACUCUCGAAGAGGAGAUGCUUUGCCGCAUCGACAUGGAGAACACAGUACAGAGCCUCCGCGAGGAGUUGUCCUUUAAGGACCAAGUUUUCCAGCAGGAGUUACAAGAGACGCGUACAAGGCGCCAGGUGGAGAUCUCGGAAAUUGAUGGACGCCUCGCUCAGCAAUAUGAGGCUAAACUACAACAAAGCCUGCAAGAACUACGUGAACAACAAGAAGCCAACAUCAAGGCUAAUCGUGAAGAAAUUGAAGCUCUCUAUGAAAAUAAGAUGAAAAACCUGCAGUCGGCCGCGAACCGCAACAGCACGGCGGCGACAGUGGCCGUGGAGGAGCUGCGCACCAUGCGUACGCGCAUCGACAGCCUCAACGCCACGCUCAACGACCUCGAGAAUAAGAAUGCUUCCCUCAGUAACCGUUGCCGCGAGUUGGAACGCCAGUUGGAAUCUGAACGCGCUCGCCACGCCGAGGACUUGGCCUCAUUGGAACAGGAGCUGGCGCGUCUGCGGGAUGAAAUGGCAGCCCAGCUGCGGGAGUACGCCACCCUGAUGGACAUCAAGAUAUCGCUGGACCACGAGAUCGCGACCUACCGCGCGCUCAUCGAGGGCGAGGAAGACAGGCUGAACCUGACGUCCCAAUCCCCCGGCCGCGAGUCUCGCGCCUCAAUGACGUCAGCGAGUGUGAGCGGAGGCCGCAUCACGCCCGGACGCCGCGCGACCCCACUGCGGGCCGCUCGCAAACGCACUCUGCUGGAUGAGAGCGAGGAACGCAGCUUGCAAGACUUCAGCGUGACUUCCAGCGCUAAGGGAGACCUAGAGGUCGCCGAGGCUUGCCCCGAUGGCACCUUCGUUAAGAUUAGGAACAAGGGAAAAAAGGAGCAAAGCCUGGGUGGCUACCAGAUCCUACGCAAGGCGGGUGACCAGGAGACGGUAUUCAAAUUCCAUCGCACGGUGAAGCUAGAGCCAGGCGCGAUCGCUACCGUAUGGUCCGCAGACGCCGGCGUCGACCACGACCCCCCGCGAGACAUCGUUAUGAAGGGACAGAAGUGGUUUGUGGCUGACAGCUUCACCACCGCUCUGCUCAACACCGACCAGGAGGAAGUAGCAGUGUCUGAGCGCCAGCGACGACAAAUCAGCACAAGCGCACAGCGACACCGCGAGCUUGCGCACAAAUUCCCUCGUCGUGAGCAGCUGGGAGAAGUUCGUGAAGGUGAAGAGAAUUGCCGUAUAAUGUAACGCAGAAAAAAUAAAGCGCCACGUUGUCGUCGGCGCAAAAGUAUUCAUUACACGGUGCCUCAUCACCUCCUCCUUAGAUUUCAAUUUCGCCCAAUGGGCUACCUCUCAAUAUACCUACAUAACGUGAGAACAGUGCUAGUGUGCUUCGGUAGAUGGGUAAGAUUGAAUGUGAGGUACAAAAAUAUUUAAAAAGUCAGACUGUGCUUAUAUAUAUCUAAGCCUUACCUAUUUAUCGUGCCACGACUGUGCCUUUUAGUGUAAAAAGUCGUAUUUGUUCCGACUUUUUAAAAUUAAUAUUACUAAGUGUACCACCUAAAGUCACGUGUUUUUUGUAAUAAAUUGCUCUUCACUGCCGUAGAUGGCGUUUCCCAAUAAGAUCAGACUUUGUGAACAAAGUACAAAGAUAGUAAGUUCACUUAUUAUUAAUAAGUAUAGAUUUAUAUUAUAAUUGUGUAACAUCCCCACCCAUUACAUUGCACUAAAUGUUAUAGAGAGAUUUCAGUCAUUAAUUUCUAUAUGCUUGUAACAACUUAAUCAUAGUGGUAGAUAAAAUCUACGUAAUUCUCUUUUUUCAUAGUAACUAUGGACUAUCAGGUAAAGUAAUUUCUUUAGUUUAUAAGAUACAUUUGACCUUAUCACACUGGUUGCCAAUUUACAUUAACUGGCAUUUGUCAUGUUAUUAAAUGCUAUUUUUAUAUUAACAAUUACAAAUGCGUUGAAAAGUUUUUUUUUUAAUAAUCAAGAUAUGUGCGAGGAGAAAAAAGCAUUUUUAAUAUAAUGCAGAUGGCUUAUAAUUUUAAUUUUUUAUUUUUAGUAAUAUAUUGAUUAACAUUGAAAUGUCUUAACUUUAUAUUUAAGGUAAAUUAAUUUUCACAUGGUUCUGUUUUUAUAAGAGAGAGGAUAGAAUCUUUAUUAAAUUGCGUUAUUUUUAUUUUGGUUAAAGUGCAAUCAUGUGACUUUUUAGUAUCGACUCAGCUAGUAUUUUCCAUGUGUAAAUUAAAUAUGAAAUAAAACUUUAUUUAGGUUUAAUA